This is a messenger RNA of Sardina pilchardus (European sardine), 3589 nucleotides long. It is a transcript of the gene rprd2b, whose product is annotated as regulation of nuclear pre-mRNA domain containing 2b. NCBI's taxonomy places the organism in Eukaryota, Metazoa, Chordata, Actinopteri, Clupeiformes, Clupeidae. Gene Ontology annotation, biological process: mRNA 3'-end processing. Gene Ontology annotation, molecular function: RNA polymerase II complex binding. The record is from RefSeq and is a predicted model, not a curated record. The transcript has 13 exons. The coding region runs from base 80 to 3589 and encodes 1169 amino acids.
GCUUGCUCUUGCCCUGCGAGUGCAAGCAAGUAGAGGAGUUUGAGCAAAGCUACCAGACCAACGGCACAGUAUAGGAAACAUGGCGGCUGGACCCGGAGCGGCCAGCAGUGGCCACAGUGGUGGCCGUGCCUCCGGUGGUUUUGAGGCUUCUCUAGACCGUCGCUUUCAAGGAGUUUCAAACACAAUGGAUUCAAUACAAGGAUUGUGCGGCUGGUGCAUCGAAAACAAGAAACACCACAGCCUUAUCGUGCGCUACUGGAUGAAGUGGCUCAAAAAAUCGGAUGCCAGCCACAGGCUGAACCUGUUCUACGUGGCCAAUGACGUCAUUCAGAACUGCAAGAGGAAGAACGCCAUCGUGUUCCGCACCAGCUUCGCCGACGUCCUCCCGGACGCUGCCCUGCUCGUCAGGGAUCCAAAAGUGCAUAAGUCUGUGGAGAGGAUCUUCACCAUCUGGCAGGAGCGUAAUGUUUACUCGGAGGAAUUUGUCACGGAGCUGAAAACCAACCUCGUCAAGAAGGAGCAGCCGCCACCUCCAGCACCACCAGUCAAUCCCAAAACUGCGCUCAAGUCAAAGGUGGUUGCAGAAUUUGCACCUCAGACGUUCAUUGAUCAGCUGGUCAGUCACCAGCGUACUCUGGAGGAGGCUGACCUCAGGCAGAAGCAGCUGGCUGCCCUCAGAGUGGAUGUCUGCAACCUCAACAGUGCAGAAGCCCUCAAGAGGCUCAAAGAUAAAGCCGGAGGGAAGAAGUUCUCCAGUGACUUUGAGGAGGGCAGCACCAAGCUGCAGGAGUUUGUGACCUUCCUGGAGGGACAGAUGCAGACAGCACCCCCCCUGCUGGAGGCUCUGAGUAAUGCAGACAUCUUCUAUGAGAUGCAGUACAAGGAGGUCAAGAUCGUCGCCAAUGCCUAUAAGACGUUUGCCAACCGCGUGUCCAAUCUGAAGCGGAAGCUGGACGCUCUGCGGAGCACGCUGCCAGAUCCGGAGGACUCGCCCAUCCCCUCCCCCUCAGAGGACGCCCCCUCACCCACGGGCUCCGAGUCUCCCUUCCACGGCCUGGGGGGCGCCAGGGGGGGCCACCACCACCAGCAGCUGGACGGCAGGGUCAAGGAGCUGCAGUCGGACAACAGAGACGUGGAGGACAUGGACCUGUCUGAGGAGGAGGAGCCACACAGCUCAGGCUUCAUAGUUGAGGACAUGAGGGAGAAAGCAUCCACCUCAGCAGUCUCCAAGGCGACCACAGCUGGUCCUCCAGCGAUGUCCAGACCCUCUGCAGCCACGGUAACCAAUCCCAUCAAGACACCCGUGGAGCGCUCGGCCAAUCAGACGCCUCCGUCGUCGUCCACCGCCGCCACGCCGACCACCCCCACGGCCGCGCCCGGCCCCUCCCCCGGCCCCUCCCCCCUGCAGAUGAACCUGGCCAACGUGGACCUGGGCAAGAUCAGCUCCAUCCUGAGUAGCCUCACCAGCGCCAUGAAGGGAUCAGGAGUGAGCCCAGCCACCCGCCCCUCUCCAACCACACCCACCACCCCCUCCAGCCAAUCAACGGCCUCCAAGACUCCAGUCCCCGCCCCCAGCACCCCUCCUGCAGCGAAUCCGCUGGCCAGCAUCCUGUCUCGCGUGGACAUCACCCCCGAGGGCAUACUGAGCGUGCUCAGUAAAACUCAGGCCCACGGCCCCGGCUUGCAGGGACUGUCUUCGCUGCUGCAUGGUGUAUCUGGCCCCUCGUCUGGGAGCACCAGCAGUGCCACCACCUCCACUCCCCAGCUCUCCUCCUCGUCCACCGUCACCUCGGCAACGGGCACCACGGCGACCGCCUCCAAGGCCAAGCCGGCGCCCAGCAACAGCACCAAGCGCGACCUGGAGAGAGAGCGCAUGCGCGAGUGGGAGAAGGUCAGGGAGAGGGAGCGAGAGAAAGAGAGGGAGAAGGAGAGGGAGGCAGAGAGGCAGAGGGAGAAGGAGAGAGAGAGGGAGAGAGAGAGGCAGAGGGAGAGGGAGAGAGAGAGAGCGGAGAAGGCCGCUGCUGCUGCUGCUGCUGCUGCUAGUGCCGCGGCGGCCGCUAUGCCCAGCCUGGACUCUAAGAUCCACACCUUCCUGCAGGGCAACCCGGCCUUCGGCGGCCUGGGGCUGGACGAUGGCGACGCCAGCAGCAGCCCCCUCCUGGUGGGCGACAACGCCGACGGCACGCCGGUACGAGACGAGGCGGCCGCCACGCCCACGCAGGACGAGAUGAUGGACUCGCCGGGGCCCGCCGAGAAGCCCCCGCCCCCUGUGACGUCAUCGCACCAAGGCCUCUCCCCCACCGCCUACCGCAGUGACCUGUGGGACGCCGUCAUCAGCCCCCGAGAGCUGCUGAGCGACGCGGCGCAAACGCGGCCCAAAGACGGAGACUACCGGCCCAGCGCCCUGCGCGCCCAACAGGCCUUGCCCCUCGCCAACGCCAACGCCAGCGCCAGCGCCAAGAAGAGCGCCAAGGCCUCGGGCCGCCACAAGGAGGACGAGGCGGCCGCCACGAUGACGAUGAUGAUGAUGAAGAGGAAGGCUCCGGCGGCGGAGCAGAAGGCCAAGCUGAGCCGCAAGGCCAGCGGCAGCUCGGAGGAGGGCCGGGGGGGGGAGGAGGAGGAGAAGGGCAAGAGGGGGGGCAAGGACUCCGGGCUGGCGCCCUCUAGUGGUGGCGGAGGAGGAGGAGGAGGAGGAGGCGGCAAGGGCAAAGGGCCGCAGUACCACCGCAUCGAGACCGUGGUGUCGUCCAGCUGUGGCGAGGGCGCGCCCAUCCAGGCCCUGGACGGCGGGUUCCGGCGCAUCCAGACGGUGGAGAGCAUCCGCGUGAUCGGGCGCGGCGUGCGCAGAGGGGGCGGCGGCGGUGGCAGCGGCGGGCGCGGAGCCGAGAGCUGGUACGAGGAGCAGGCCUUCAUGGAGGAGGAGGCGGGCGAGCAGCGUGAGCGUGGCGCUGCCAACAGCAGCGGUGCCCCCUCAGGGCUGCACAUGCCCCCGCCACCCCCCCCGCCGCACGGCCACAUGCCCCCGGGGCCAUACCAGCCGCCCUACGGCCGCCCCCCUCCCCCCAUCCCGCAGCUGCCCCCGCCCCCGAGGGACUUCCUGGGCACCACGUCGGCCGUGAUGGUUGGCGGCGUGCUGGUGCCCAUCGACCGGGUCCUGCCCAACCCCCCCUCCAACCCCACGCGCUCGGAAGACCCCCCCGCCCUCCCCCGUCCCGGCACGGUCAAAGAGCACUUCGCCCCGCGCCACACCCCCCCCCUGCACCGCCCCGGCACCCCCGGUGUCCCCCCCCCUCUGCUGGGCCACAGCCCCCGCACCCCCACCAGCCCGGCCCCCCAGCCACGCAACAACCAGCGCCGCCCCACCUCCCCCGCCUCCCUGCUGCGCCUCCCCUCCCUGGCGCUCCCCCUGCGGCCCCCCCUCCCCACGCCCCCCCAGAGACCCGGUCUCCGAGGCCAGGCCCCCUUCCUGCUCCGCACCCCUCCCUUCGACAGGAAGCCCCUGUUCACGGGGGGCAAGCGCCCCGCCUUCGCCGGCAACCAGGGAGCCGCGUUCCCCCCCAAACGACCCUUCAUGCCCCCGCGCUACUGA